Molecule: messenger RNA, 2268 nt
Organism: Gongylonema pulchrum
Lineage: Eukaryota; Metazoa; Nematoda; Chromadorea; Rhabditida; Gongylonematidae
Source: the annotation of a GenBank genome assembly
GUUAAUUACGACUGUUGGCAGUGCCCUGAGGAGUUAUUGAGCGUUCAUUGGAAUGGGAGGGGUACAUUGUUGGCUGCUGUAUGUAAAGUGAAUCGUUUUUUUAUUCUGACAUAUCAAGGCAAUGUUGUCUACGACGUACAGGUGCCAUUGCCCAUGGCUGGUGGCAUCACGGCAUUCACGUGGGCGCACGGCGAUCGUAUCGUUCUUGCAACAUCCGGUAAGCGACUGGCCAUUGGACGGGUUGUGCCGGAUGUUCCAACGCUUUCCGUUCUGGUCACUUACAGUGUGUGGCAGUUCAUGAACAAGUCCGGGCGCCUGGUUGAUAUGCUUCCAGUGCCGUCACGCGAAAAAAGUGUCAUCCGACAGCUAGAUCAUCACUUAAUUAGAUGUCGUGUGCCGUCCGAGGAUGAACUGCUGGAAAAAGUCUAUGAGCCGACCGAAUGGCGAUGGUACUGUACAAUCCGUCCGGUGCCACGUAGACCGAAUACCUACGUUUUAUGUAUGGAGCAUAUGGCCGGUUUGGUUCCACUUCUCAUAGGCAAACAGACAAAUAGACUUAUUCCGCAAUUUCAAGUUUCGUUGUACAACUCGGCUUCGUUGCUGGAAACGUCGGAUAAUGGAAACUCUGCUCAAGUUGAAGAUGUAGGUGCAUUUGCUCGACCUUCAACUCAACGUAAUUCUGUCUGGCGACGGAGUAAGCGUCAGUUGCGAGCCAUGAUGAGCCGCCAUAUGAAGCGCCCGUUGAGCAGAACCAACGAAAAAUUAGUUCAGGUUUCUUCGAACGUUUGGUGUACCCGAUUCAAAAUGACUUCUCUGAUCAUAAAUUUUCAUCCAAAUCUGCUCGCUCAGGUUUUCUACAAAACAUCAGUUCUUCACCUGCAGCCACGCCAGAUGAAGGUACGAUUGGCAGUUUUAGCCACACCUGGUGCAAGUGGUCUGCGUGAAUCAGCAAAAUGCAAUGCUCAGAAAGCCGGCUUCCAGCUGAGCAACAGUAACACAUGCUCCAACCGAAGUAGCAUCCGAAGCGGGGUCGCCAUCGCCCCUAGCGAUAGAGACAAUCUGAUCCGGACACAUAACACAGCAAAUGAUGAGGAACCGCUGAUCGAUGAAAUCGCUGAAGAACCAUUAUCAGCGGAAGAGAAACUUCUAUUUCAGAGUGUUGUGUCGGAAUUCAAUGAUCUAAAAACAGCGGUGGAGCGGCAUAUUGCGCGUAUGAAAUAUUUCGCUAGUGAUCUCGAGAAAUCCUCACAGAAGCUGGAACCGUUCGGUACCACCACCACCAGCAGCAGCAGUGUAUUACGCGGCUUGCCUCCCCGAAUAUCGACGAAUUCCCAGGAUGAAUGUGUAGUUAAUGCGAAGAUACGGCACAGGCAUGAAGUGGCUGGCACUGGACAAUCCACAUCAAACGCCGGAUGGCCUGAGCAGUUUGAUGACAUCGAGGGCACACGGUUCCCCUAUGCUACCGUUGAUGAUCAUUUCUUUGUACCGUACAUCAUUUCCAAAUUUUGCUUCAAAGUUUUCUUCUUGCAGUACAUCGAUGAGGAUGAUGCGGUAGUCAUGCGCAACAGCAGUGAACGCACACCUCUAAUCGAUUACAUUAAAACAGCUGAACCCUCACGCAAAGGUCUGAGGCAAUUGAACGACAUCACCUCAGUGCUGGAUAAACUGGCAAAGAUGGCGAACGAUUUGACGUCUGCUCGCUGUGUUGUGCGACAGUUGAGUGACGAGACAGCGACAACCAGUCGAGAUUCAGAGGAAUUUCAUGCAACCGUAUUAUCAUUACGAUCGCAACUGAAGGACAUUGCAAGGAAAGUUUCGCAAAUUGAAAAGAAAAUUAGUUAUGGUAAGUGCCGAUACGCGCUGGAAACGACAUUUUCAUUUAGCAUUUUACCGGUAACAAGCAUCGCUAUCACUGGAGAUGAGCUGCUGGAUGAGGUCUGCGGAGAUUUGCAGCGCCGUAUACAGCACAUUAAAGCAGUGCUUGGCGAGCAACCACCAGUCGAUGAAUCACGAUAUUGUGUUCCACGUUUCUUAAUGUAUAAUAAGGCACCAUUUUGGAAUGAGGCAAGCCAGGUUUAUCAGCUGGAUUUUGGUGGUCGAGUAACGCAGGAAUCGGCGAAGAAUUUUCAGAUCGAGCUUAACGGUAAACAGGUGAUGCAGUUUGGACGUAUUGAGAAUGGUGCCUAUACACUGGACUUCCGUUACCCAUUCACCGCUGUACAGGCAUUUGCUGUGGCUCUGGCAUCCAUUACGCAACGCUUAAAGUAG